Molecule: messenger RNA, 2605 nt
Organism: Fonticula alba
Lineage: Eukaryota; Rotosphaerida; Fonticulaceae
Exons: 7
Coding region: 135-2540 (801 amino acids)
Biological process (GO): SCF-dependent proteasomal ubiquitin-dependent protein catabolic process
Cellular component (GO): SCF ubiquitin ligase complex
Source: RefSeq, a predicted model, not a curated record
CCGCGAUCUUCCAACUCGGAGCGCAGGAGACUUCUUCCCUCUCCCCAGCCUUGCCCGCCUCCCGUCCACCACAGGGACUACGCCCCCGCCCCGCAGCCGGCCACGACCACCUAUCUCGCGCCCUGUCCCGCCCGAUGGAAGCCACCAACCCGAUCAAGGAGGCGUAUGCCUACCUUCGGUACCAGGCCAACAACUUCUUCCUCCCGGCGUACGUCCUCUGUGCCGAGGCCCUGUGGCAGUUCGAUUCCUUUGAGGAGGCCAGUGAGUGCCUGGCCUUUGCCCAGGCAACAGCCAUUCGCCGGCCGGAGGUCGUGCAGCUGCCACCGGCCGAGGAUGGCCCAAAUGGCCCGUACGCCGGAGACCGGUACACGCCAGCUGGGCUGAUCCAAAAUGCCCCGGUCGUGGAGCGCCUUGCGCUUUUGGUGCGGACGCACCGGCAACAUACUGGCCCGGCGUCUGCCGCCCUGCUGGAUGCCGUGGCGGGGCUCACGCCGGACGCGCGCGACGCCUUUCCCCUGCGCCCCAGCCCGGACCAACUGCAGGCGUCUCGCCGCCAGGCGCAGAUCCGCCUGACGCAGAGCCUGGCCCACUGCUUUGCCUUCAUCGGCCCCAGCUCCACCGCCAGUGGUCGUCGUCGGCCGGCCGCCGCCGCUCCGAUGUCCAGUAGCUCUCGCCCGGGCGACGGCGCUCCCGCCACCAACCGCCUCGGGCUCCGGCCGAUCCUCACGGCCAAGCGCCUGCGCACCAUCGCCCCCGCCUCCACCCAGACAAGCAUCCUUUCCUUUGCCCGCCCGGCGGCCGUCGAAUCCCCGGAUGCCGAUCCCCAGGCUGCUGGAGGCAGUGAGGUGGGCGAGGACACGGCUGUUUCUCCAUCCUUGGCCUUGGCUCCGGGGGGAUCGAACUACCUGGAUCAACUGACCUCGGAAACGAUCCUGCAGAUUGCCGCCUGGCUGUCGACCAGCGACCGGCAGAAUUUGGUCCGCGCGUAUCCCCAGUUUGAGCAGCUGAUUGAGGGGCACUUUUCCGAUCCGCGAUUCUUCUGCUUCAACGAUGAGCGCUCCAAGGCCAUCUUCCGGCAAAAGAGCAACUGGAUCCAGCGGGUCUCCAUCCCGAACACCAUUACACGCAUCUCCCUGUCCAACACCAUUGGCAAGUGGGUCCUCCAGUGUCUCCAGGCCAGCCGGCCGAAUCUCGUUCAUCUGGAAGAAAUCGAUGUGUCUGACCUGCGCGCCACGGAGCUCGAGCUCGGUGACAUUUUGCUCCGGCUUGUCCGGACGUCAGGCUCCCCGAACGGGAAGCUGCGCGUGCUGAACGCCAAUAACACCGAUCUCUCGCUGAGUGUGCUCAGUGAGCUGGCCACUGCCGCCGGCGGCAGUCUCACCAAGCUAUCCAUCCGGCGUUGCCCGAUCAUCUUCUCCACUCUCGAGGUGGACGACCGGUGGCAUCACAUUCGCAAGUCGGGCUUCCUGCGCAAUCUCCGGGAUCUGGACGUGUCAUCCAACAACAACGCCAAAGAUGGGCAUCUGCAGAACUUCUUGCGACCCUACCGCCAGGAAGACGGGACCCUCAUCAGCCACCUCGAGCGCCUGGUAAUCUUCCAGUGCUUUCGGAUAUCACUUCGGGUGCUCCUUUGGUUUGCCCUCCCCCAGUGUCAGUACAGUCUGCAAGAGGUGUGCAUCACGCCAAAGGACAGCAUGACCAAUUCCCCGCCGCUGGAGGACCUCUCCGAUGUCAUCGCCUGCACGCAGAACACCCUCUCCCAGAUUUGGAUCAGCUGUUGCCUGGCUGCCAAUCCCAGCCUCCUGCAAGCCAUCGGCACCUACCUUGGACCACGGGUGAAUUUGACCGGGGUUGUCUCGGCCAACAGCUCCCCGACAUCCAUCCCUCGGCCGUUGGACUCCACCGGCAUGCCUUUCUUCAAGUUCCUCUCGGUUCUGGCCCUUCAAAAUGCCCGGUUCUGCAACGAUGAAACGCUGCCGGUGCUGGCUCCGGCCUUGCAUCUCCUGACUAAGCUCAUCAUCAAUGAUGCCACCUUCACGAAGGUCGGCCUCCGGCGUACCAUCCUCGAUGUCCAUCGACACGCCGUGCAAACGAUGGAGCGUCUCCAGCAUAUGGACAUGGUCAACAUGCGUGGGCUGCCCCGGUCGGAUAUCCACGCCAAGGGGUUUGUCCUCUUCCCGAAUCUCGAGCAGCUGGAUUUCAAAUCGUGCGCCGGGUUCUGUGACGAGUCCAUGCAUUUGAUGUUCGGGUUGACCCUGGCUGAGGAUGGUCAACGUUUGCCGAUUAUUCCCGGCCUGGCGACCAACGGCCACAACUCGCCCCUGCCCCAGCUGGUGGAUGUCAAUCUCAACCAGACCCCCAUCACCAUGGCCGGGGUCCGGGUGUUGGCCUCGCGUCAACGCAGCUGUCUCCAGCGCCUGGCGCUGAUGUUUCUACACCCCUGUUCCGACCCCACACGCACGAUUAGCAUUGAUCGCGUUCGCUCGGCCGUCGGCCCUGGCUGCAAGAUCCUGCUCGACAAUGUUGACGACGACGACUGACCGACACUGUUGGGAGACCAAUCCUGCGAAAUAGAGGACAAGGAGGUAGCCUUCGAACAUUCAAG